Messenger RNA from Lucilia sericata (common green bottle fly), 2424 nucleotides. RefSeq names its product prolyl 4-hydroxylase subunit alpha-1 (gene PH4alphaEFB). NCBI's taxonomy places the organism in Eukaryota, Metazoa, Arthropoda, Insecta, Diptera, Calliphoridae. Bases 67 to 1740 code for a protein of 557 amino acids. The transcript is spliced from 9 exons. Gene Ontology annotation, biological process: peptidyl-proline hydroxylation to 4-hydroxy-L-proline. The record is from RefSeq and is a predicted model, not a curated record. Gene Ontology annotation, cellular component: endoplasmic reticulum. Gene Ontology annotation, molecular function: protein binding; iron ion binding; procollagen-proline 4-dioxygenase activity.
AUUUAAUUUCAGAUUAAACUAUCUGCCAUCUAAAGAAAAAAAAAACUCACAUAAACACAAAUCAAAAUGCUGCAACUGCGACGAAAGAAGAUAAUUUCCCUGCCAUUAGUCGCAAUAUUUUUCCUAUUAUGCACCAUCAAAUCCAUAAACACAGAAGUCUAUACCGCCUUGGCGGAUAUGGAAGAGCUAUUAGAGACUGAAUCUGUAUUAAUUAGUAAUUUAGAGGGUUUUAUUAAGGUAGAACAACAAAAGUUGGAUUAUUUAAAAACUAAAAUGCUUGAAUACCAAAGAGAACACGCUGAAGCAGCUGUCGAUAUUUCAAAUUAUGUUUCAAAUCCCAUUAAUGCCUAUUUACUUACAAAACGUCUAACCACAGAUUGGAAACAAGUGGAAAAUCUUAUGGCCCACGAUGUGGGUGGAGAUUUUCUUAGCAAUAUAACUAAUUACCGCAACAUUUUGAAAUUCCCCUCUGAUGAGGAUUUGAAUGGUGCGGCGGUGGCCUUAAUGCGCCUACAAGAUACUUACAAUUUAGAUACGUCAAGUUUGGCUAGAGGAGAACUUAACGGCAUACAAUACAGUACUGAAAUGUCAUCAGAUGAUUGCUUCGAAUUGGGACGUCAGUCAUAUGUCAAUCAUGAUUAUUAUCAUACUGUUUUAUGGAUGAAUGAAGCCAUGACUAGAAUGUUAGAUGAACCCAGAAAUCGUACAUUAGCCUUUACAAAAGCUGACAUUUUAGAAUAUUUAGCAUUUUCAACAUAUAAACAAGGCAAUGUUGAGAGUGCCCUCUCUAUGACAAAUGAAUUGUUGCAACUGAUACCAAAUCAUGAACGUGCCUCAGGUAAUAAAGUUUACUAUGAAAAAGAAUUGAAAGAAUUGUCGGUAAAAAAGAAGGUUAAAGGUGAUGAUGGUACAGAUGAAACACCUAAAUCCGAUUUGCCCAUUUCUAAAGCUGAACCCUACACCAUGUUCGAUCAAACCGAACGCAAGGCCUAUGAAUUAUUGUGCCAGGGUAAACUGAAACCUACUCCAGCUCAAUUAAGAGUUCUUAAGUGCCGUUAUGUAGAUAAUAAUGUGCCAUUCUUGAAAAUUGGUCCUCUAAAAUUGGAAGAAGCCUCCAAAGAUCCCUAUAUAGUGGUCUAUCAUGAAGUGAUUUUUGAUAAUGAAAUUGAGAUUAUUAAGAAGAUGGCCAGACCCAGAUUCCGCAGAGCUACCGUACAGAAUGCUGUAACUGGUGAAUUGGAAACGGCAAAUUAUCGUAUUAGUAAAUCGGCUUGGCUAAAGACUGAAGAACAUCCUAUUAUUAAGAAUAUCGUUCAGAGAACUGAAGAUAUGACUGGUCUCGAUAUGAUUACGGCCGAAGAGUUACAGGUUGUCAAUUAUGGUAUUGGUGGUCAUUAUGAACCUCAUUUCGAUUUUGCAAGGCGUGAAGAAGUGCGUGCUUUCCAAGGUCUAAAUUCCGGCAAUCGUAUAGCCACAGUUUUGUUCUAUAUGAGUGAUGUUGAACAAGGUGGUGCCACCGUUUUCACAGCCAUUAAUACUGCUCUAUGGCCCAAAAAAGGAACAGCGGCUUUCUGGUAUAAUUUACAUAAAUCGGGAGAGGGUGAUUACAGAACAAGACAUGCUGCUUGUCCGGUAUUAACUGGCUCUAAAUGGGUAAGCAAUAAAUGGAUACAUGAACGCCGUCAAGAAUUUAGACGUCCUUGUGAUUUGGAACCUGAUCAUGGCGAAUUUGCCAUAUAGUGCAAUUAUUCUUAUUGUUUAAUUUUAAAUAUUUUCUAAAACAAAAAAAAAAACAAUUUAUUCAUUAUACAAUUUUUCGCUACAAACACUCCCCACACUCUCUAUCUCUCUCGCUCCCUAACUAUCUCUCAUUCAAGGCUUUACGAUUUAGUUUAUAGUAGUAUCUAUAUAUAUAAAUACAAUACAUACUUAUUUUAUGUAUCUAUCUAUGUAUUUAAAAUUUUUUUAUACAUACAUAUUUAACUAUUAGAUUUUUAUUUCAAAAACUCUUGAAAUCUUAGACUUUUAGAGAAGUUAAAAAUAAAUUUUAUAUAAUUUGCACUUCUCUUUUUAAUUGUAAUUCUAAAAAAUUCAAAAGUAACAAAGAAUCUCGUUUUAAUUGUAAUAAAAUAUAUUUUUUUCCCUUCUUACUUUUUGAUACAUUUUCUCAUGUGCAACUGUUGUUUUAACAACAUUUAUAUAAAAAUUUACUUUAAUUAAAUUAAUUAAAUAAAUUCUUGUGGAAUUUUAUUACAACUACUUGUUUCAUUUUGCCAAAAACAGGAAAAUUUUAUUAAAUUGAUUUAGCUUUUUUUUAUAAGAUUUAUUUUAGAUUUUGAUUUUAUUUGCUUAAUAUAUUCUAAUAUGUGAAAAGUUGUCCCGUGAUGUAAAAAAAAAACUAAAUAAAAAUUUUAAAUAUUUGUU